ACCUAUAAUUUUACUUUUUAACCCACACAUCAUUUGAAAUCAAUAUACAUUUGAUUAUAUCAUUCACUUUUUAUAAUUAGCUUAAUCAUCCUAAUAUCAAAACCCGGUUCAUAUGAGGAAUUGCGAUGAACACCAAAGUGUUUGCUGUUUGUCAAAUCCAUCAAUGACAUUUUAGCUUUUACUAUAUUCUCGUAUAUUAUAAUUACUCACAUUCAGACUAUUUUAAUUCUUAUCAUAUAUAAUGAUCAAUCAUCGUCUCUUCUGAUUCACGACUUCAAGAUUUAGUCUAUUAUAUUGGAUAUUUCGAAAUCGUACAAGCAUAUCAUUCAACUAGUAACGUCAGCCAUAGUUGCUCAUCAGUGAUAUGCUUGCAUCAGGCUAUUAACAAAAUCGAUAAAAUGACAAAAAAAGAAACACGCUAGCUAGUCUUAUCGGCAAUUUUUGUUGUUGUUGCCUUGUUGGUAUUAAAACUAUGUGUUUCUAAAUAAUAUAAAAUUAGCCGAACCCUAAUACAUUUGUUCUAUCAUCCUUUUCUGAAGGUGAAGCGUACAUGUUCGGAUAUUUUUAAUCUAUCGCAUAUUUACAAUGGAAGAUAAUAUAUAUCUAUAAAGUGUGAUAAAUGAUCAUAUAUAUGAAUAUAUUAAGGAAGUUAACCCAUUAAAGUAAUUUUUUCUAAUUUUUUGGAAAAUAUGAAAUUUAACAAAUGUGUUAGUAUAGAUUUAAUUUGUAAAAAUUAAAUUUAUAAAUGUUGCAAUGAAGCUUGUGGAUUACACUUCUAGGAUAAGUAUAAUGAGAGUACUAUACAUAGAUAUUUAUAUUAUGUGUGCCCGUUUGUGUAUGACGCAUUAUGUUAGUGGGGGGAGACAAAAAGGAAUGAGUGAGUCUCAAGAUUGUUGUGUGAUUAGAAAGAGCUAUUUCAAGUUCAAAAUGUUUAGUGAACCUAUAUAGUUUUUUUUGUUUGAUCAAAUGAACCUAUAUAGAUAAGUAUACAAUUGUUUUAGUUUUCCUGACAGUUUUGUUAAAAAUUGGUUUAUGUUUUAUUUGCCUUUGUUAAUUAGUUCUAGUGAAUCUGAUCAUCAUGUCGAUCUUAAACUAACAACUAAGAUAUAUAAACUUAAACUUACUUUUCGGCACUUACGAGUUCAAAGUUGAAAACUAUUUUCUCAAAACUGGCAGUAGAUAUAUUUAUCAUUAUCACAUAUAGCUAAGUGCAUGUGACGGCGAUUUAGAAUAUCGACUUGUUUAUUUAAGCUUAUAAAAUGUAGUUAGUUAUCUUGUUUCCAGUGAUAGUUAUCCAAAGGCAAAAUUUGCCAAUAUACAAAUAAAUAUUCAAACAACAUAUUCCCGUUCUAAAUCCAUAUAUAUUGAAAUUGAAUUAGUUUCCAGCCCAUACAAUAUCAUAGUUAAGUCUUAAAUGGCAAGGAGAGUUCAUUCACCGGCCAAAAGCUCAGAGAAAGGUCGAUGGGACCCACUUAGGGAUGAUUAGUUCCGCCGCUUGAUUAGUGACGGUCGGCCGACCCACCACCGUCCUACGUGGACAUCUCUGCUUCCCUCAUACUCUUUUACCUCUCAUCUAUUGACACUUACAAAGUACCUUGUAGUUAUUUUUACAGUAGCCGUCGACACAAGAAGACAAAAGAAAAAGUAUCACCUUAGACCCAGUGCCGGCUCAAUAGGGAGUGCGGCCGGUGCGACCGCCCCGGGUCCGGUUCAAAUCUUACAAUAUUAGGGGCCCUAAUUAUUUAAUUAGCAUAUCUGAUUUAGAUUUAAACAGUAUUAAAACAAUGUAUCACAAUUUUUUCUAGUUAAAUUAUCAAAGAGAAUAUACAUGUUUGAUGCUCGAGUCGAAAUUUCAGAAAAUUUUUUUACCAACGUUCAAAAAUUAACUUACUAUAGGAGCCUUAAAAUUCUUUUUGCCCAAGGGCCUUUCUAUAUAUUAAGCCGGCCCUGCUUAGACCUAAAGCCACUUAUUGAUUCUUGGGAACUUAUCAAAUCAUAAUUACCACUACCUUCUGUAACUUUAAAUCAUAAUCAGUUCAUCUAUAACCCAAAAUAAGUAGAUAUAUACUAAUAUACUGGAUAAUAAUUUUGGAUUUAUGUGAUAUUUAAUUUUAAUUUUCAAGAAUGUAUGAAAAGACUUAAUUAACUUAGGAAAUUAAUAUUUUCGUCAUCUCUUUACUUAUGAACUCUUAUUUACUGAUCAUUUAUCAACUUGUUAACAUCAAUAAAGCAAGAUGUAUAUAUUUUUAAAAUAUACAUUUUUGUUGGUUAAUAUGAUGGAGAAAGAAUCAAGAGUCAACGUCAAAACAACGGCAAUAAGUGCACAUUUCAAGCUCAACAAGUUAUGCCUAAACACGUUUAAUGAAAUUGUAUAUGAUGACAUAGGUCCAAAGCAUUUCAUUUAGGACCAGAUUGUUUCACUUUGUUGUUUGUUAUAUGUUUUUUUCAAACUUAAUUUGUUAUGUGUUUUCUGUAUGUUGUUUUGGUGGCAUGUCGUUUGCAAGCUCUUCACUAAUUCAUGUUUAGUCUUGUUCAUGUCUAUAUAAGGAUAUGGGUGACAUUCUACCAAAAACAUAAAAGUUACACCAUAAGCUACACUAAAUAUAUCUUGUUCAACAAGAUAAGUAGAUUGGUCAGCAAUGGUCAAUCAAAAAACUUUAAUUAACCGUUUCAAAUCAGAACAUAUGCAUACUGUAUAUUACAAUUUGAUAUUUAUUGAUUUUUCCAGGGAUGUAAUUAUAUAUACACAAGUAUUUCAUAUGUUAGAAUGACGCUCUUGGAAUAUAUCAAAUCAUUUUUGGUACCAAAAUAAGAUUUUAACUUUAUUUUUGUUUUGUCCAAUAUGUAUAUAUUGGUACUAGCUUUAUUUAUCUUCUACGUAAAGACAAUAGCUCAACAGCCAACCAAUAGCCGCCGCGUGAUGGCUUCUGUUCGAUUUCACUCCCUUCUCGUUGGUUCUUGUCGAUAAAUCAUUGGAGAUUAGAAGACCGUCACUAGAGAAGUCUUUAAAAACGAUUCUACCCUUUACAAAAGCUCACAAGCAUGUGAAGCGGGAGGUUUGUUUAGUCUCUCCCACGUGGCAAAGUGACAUUCUCUGUUGUGCCAGCGUGGCAAGUUCCAGAAUGUCAGAAAUGUUUGCAAUAUUUAAACUCAUGAUCUCAUUGGUCUGACGGAUAAAAUAAUAUUUAUAUAUUGGUUUUAUAGAAAUAGGACAAUUUACAUAGCAGUCGCAACUCGCUUUGAAAAGAAAAAGAGUCCAUAUAGUCAAUUGUGCCCUAAGCUAAAAGAAUGUCAGAAUUUGGUGAAUUUUUAUAGCUAGGUGCAAUGUAUAUUAACCUCUAAAGAUGCAUUUUCUAGUUUUUUUUUUUGCUUUCUCAUGACAUUAAUUUAGAUAUAUCAUAUAUAUAUAUAUAUAAUGAUUAAAAACUACAUAGAGAAAAUUAAAUUUUAGUUUCGACCAAUAAAAUGUUGAACACGGCACCAUCAUUUGAUUGAAGUGGAUAAUUUACUAAUCGUAUGCCUAUGUGUAGUCCCCAAGAAUAUGCAAAAAUCUUGCAAACGUAGUUUUUUUUAGCUUUCUUGAAAUUUUUUAUGUAACUCUAUAUUUAGUACUGCAUCAAUCAAAAACAUCAGAAGUAAUAGUUUUGAUAUCUCUAGGUCCGUUUUAUUAAGUCAUGUAUCUAUAGAGUUUUUUACAAAAAAAAAAGUCAUGUAUCUAUAGAAUUAAAGAAAUGUGUUAAAAAUAAUAAUAUAAAGAAUGUAAAAAGAAGCGGGCGAGGAGGCCAGGAGGGUGACAUACGCAAAUGGGGACAUGGAGAAUGCCACGCGCAAUUGAGAGGUCCACACUCUCUAUACCUUUUAUAUUUCACCAAAUCAUCAAUCUCUCACUACCACUCUCUCUCUCUCACUUCAUAUUCCCCGAAGUAUAACCAAACCAGUAAAUAUCAUCUCUCUCUCGAUGAUCAUCAUCUACACAUCAAUAUCUGUCUAAUAUCCUUCUUCUUCCUCGACAUCCCUCGUUUUCCUUGCUUAGAAACGAGUAGAUAACAUUUGACACACAUAUAUUUAUAUAUCUAUGUGUAUAAAUAUUCCACAAAUCAAAGAAAAGGUAAAGCUGAUUUACAAGGGAAUUCAAAAUCCAUACAGUCAAUUUCCGUCGUCUCAACUUACGCAUAUGUGUGUGUUUAUGAUGUUUUGUUCACUAAAACAUUGAUCUCAUUGCACGCCUUUUCUAUAUAUUCUUUAGUCCUUUAACUUGACGUGUUGCCCAAUAUGCAUGUUUAAUCUGUCGAUCUUAUUUACUGAAAAAUAUUUUGUAUCUCCAUAGUAAAACUUCAGGUAUUUUUAUUUAUCAGCUCUAAGUAAGUCUUGCUAAUUAUGUUUCUAUACGCAACACCCGUAUUAUUUUCUCUUUUUUUUUUUUUGUGGAAACCCUUUUGAUAAUCUGUAUCUGACGCUGAUAUGUAUUUGUAUAUGCAUAUAUAUCUGUGUGUGUUGUAGUUGUAUAGUUGCGUACUUAAAGCUUUCCGAAUUGAAGAUAAAACAGACAGACUUUGAAACCUUUCCACAGUUUUUUGCUCAGAGGAUUUUUUCUUAUAAAUUUGGAAAAAGCUGCUUUUGUUUGUAUUCCACAAGGCUGAAAAUAAUAUGUAUAAUAUAUGUAGUUGGAUAGGUUGGUUUGUUUAAAUUUAACAUUCGAUCAUCAGUUUAUUAGCGCACACAUGAAAUAAUGUUCAAAAAGAGAGAAAAAAAACAGUUUUUCGAUACACAUGGUCUUUUUUUUUUGAACUGAUUCUUACACAUAUGAUCAUUGCCACUAUUUAUUCACAAAUCACGUUGAAACAGGAAAACAUAAUUAGUACAAGACUCUGCGUUUGUCCGUUCUCUUUCAACCUCACAUAAGCUCUCAUGCAUGUCAUCUUUAUCAUAUCUUCUCAACUUUUAAACCUUUUUUUAUCGACUCUCAACUUUUAAACCGAACUUUCAUGUUUCUGCGCCACCUUCUGAUCACCUUUUAAGAUACAUCAAAAUAUUAAUCUUGUACCUUUUCUUAGUACAUGUAAAUUUUUAUCUAUGGAAAAUGGUAAUGAAGUUGAAACUAACCAUUGAGUUAUAUGGUUAUCUUUCAAACUUUCAUUCUUGUUUUUUUCUAAUUCUCUCUGAACAUAUAUGAACCCCAACACUUUGUGAUAUAACAGAAGCAUGCAUACACAACAUUAAUAUAGUGAUGAUCAUUUAAUUUUGGUGUUGAACCAUGUUGUGCAGAAAUAAUGGAAUCAGUGGAUCAGUCAUGUAGUGUUCCUCCGGGAUUCAGGUUCCAUCCAACAGAUGAAGAGCUCGUUGGUUACUAUUUGAGGAAGAAAGUGGCAUCACAAAAGAUCGAUCUUGAUGUCAUUAGAGAUAUUGAUCUCUAUAGAAUCGAACCAUGGGAUUUACAAGAAAGAUGCCGAAUCGGAUAUGAGGAACGAAAUGAAUGGUAUUUCUUCAGCCACAAAGAUAAGAAAUAUCCAACAGGAACAAGGACAAACAGAGCGACCAUGGCUGGUUUUUGGAAGGCCACAGGUCGAGACAAGGCUGUCUAUGAGAAGUCAAAAUUGAUGGGUAUGAGGAAAACACUUGUAUUCUACAAAGGAAGAGCCCCUAAUGGCCAAAAAACUGAUUGGAUCAUGCAUGAAUACCGGCUAGAGUCAGAUGAGAAUGCGCCUCCUCAGGAAGAAGGGUGGGUCGUUUGUAGAGCUUUCAAGAAAAAACCAACGACCGGGCAAGCCAGGAACACGGAAACUUGGAGAUCAGGUUACUUUUACGACCAAUUACCGAGCGGAGUUGGCUCGAGUAUGGAGCCUCUCAACUACGUAUCUAAGCAGAAACAAAACAUUUUUGCACAAGAUUUUAUGUUCAAGCAAGAACUAGGAGGGUCAGAUAUCGGUUUAAACUUCAUUGACUGUGAUCAAUUCAUUCAACUUCCGCAGCUAGAAAGCCCUUCAUUUCCUCUUAUGAAGAGGCCAGUGAGCUCAACAUCGAUAACAUCACUGGAGAAGAAUCAUAAUAAAUACAAAAGACCACUAACAGAAGAUGAUGAGAAUUUCGACGAGCUGAUAAGUAGCAAAAGUAAAGAUAAGAAGAAGAAAGCAUCAGUGAUGACAACGGAUUGGAGAUCACUCGAUAAAUUUGUUGCUUCUCAACUUAUGAGCCAAGAAGAUGGAGUUCCAGAUUUCGGAGUUCAUCAAGAAGACGAUACCAACAAAACUGGUCAAUGCAAUAACGAAGAAAGCAAUAACAAUGGUAUAGAGAUGCCUUCAUCGUCGUUAUUGAGGGAUAGAGAAGAAGAGAACAGGUUCAUCAGUGGGUUCUUGUGUACGAGUUUGGACUAUGACUUAAUAUAGGGAUUUGCAUGUUUGAUAAAAUUAAGAUAAUGAUCUAGUAUGGUGCGUAACGUUUUCUAUAUAGGUAGAAUAAAUUGAUAUAAAAUAACAUAUAUAAAUAUUUUUAAAAGAUUUUUUUUUAUUAUUAUAUAGAUAUUAUAUAUACUUUUCGUGAAAAUAACUGGGCUGUGAAAGGAGUAAUCACAAAGACUUUGUGGGUUAAUGUUGCUAUAACCAGGUUUUUAGGGUUCUGAUCUACAUGUGUAUGAUUUGACUAUCAAACUAAAAGAACACCGCAGGGAUUUUUUUUAGUGUAGUUUCUCGAUGGGCUUGUUUAAGUUAUUGUAUUCUAUCUUUUUGGUAUAAUAAAUAUUACAGUAUUCAUCUAAUCUAUUAAUUUAGGGAUUGGUUUUUUAUCUACUACUUAAAGUUGUUAUUUAGAUUUUGGGCUCUUUCAUAGUUGUUACUAGAAUAUAUCACACCUCCUAUAAAAUGCAACCUACCAACUUAAAUUAAACCAAAUCUUAACCAACGUAGAAAGAUUGAACUUAACCAAUAACAUAAUUAAAAUAUUUCUGGUUAUCUCUUAAUAUAACUAGAUCAUAAAAAACUGAACCAUUCUUAAAUCAAUGAGUUCCAAAUCAUUCCAAACAUAAGAGAAAAAAUGCCCGACUCAUUUUAUAAUGUAUCUUUAAUACAAAAACUGUGUAUGCUUAUGUUCAUAUAACUUUACCUUCAUAUAUUUACUCUUCACCUGCAUCAUAUCACAACAUGUAAAAGUGAUAUAUAAACGUGGGUUCUCAUCUAGAUACGAAGAUAUAUUUGAUUUGAUCAAAUCAUAAUUUAUAUGAACCUAUAUUUAUAUUUUUAAAUUAACUUUGAUCAAAUCUACUAUAAGUACGUGGGUCAUCAUAUUAUUAUUCAAUUCAUAAUAAUAUUAGAUUUGAUUAAUUCUACUAUAACUAUCUUGAAUAAAAAAUUUAUCAAAAAACUCAAACAAAUAUAUAUAUAUAUAUAUAUAUAUAUAUUACACAAAAAUAUAUAUAAUAUUAUAUGCACAUAUUAUAUAUAACAUAUAUUAAAAUUAAAAUUUGACAAAUCAAUCUCCACCCUUUAGGGCGGAUCAGAAUCUAGUUUAAUCUAUUAAAACAGAGUCUUAUUUGAAAAUUACCUUGGUAUGAUUUUUUUUGGACCUAUUGAAAAUGUUAGAACUUAUCUGUUAAUUAACAUUUAUAUUAUUUCUACAUAUCCUUAUUCUACGAAUAUUAAAUAGAUACCUUAAUAUUUGCUAAUAAUUGUUACCCUAUAUUAAAGCAUCAAUGCUUUAAAGUAAGAUUCAUAAUUUAGAACUAUAUAUACUUGCCAUAUCUCAUUUGUUGGAGCUAUCGAUUUAUGUUCUUCUUGACAUAUGUUUUGCAUUUGUCUAGGUUUCAAACUUUUUUCAAUUACUGUUAAUCAGCUCAGCAUCCAUUGAUAGACUUAUACUUCUUCAACUAAUUUUAAACUCCUUCAAAAAAGUAAGUCCUAUUCAUAAUCGACAUUAGACUAACUUAUUAACAUUGAUAGACUUAUACUUAUGUAUAGUUGGUGAUAACUGCAUCAGACUACAACCAUGUUACUCAUCUACUUUUAAAAAGAGAACAUAAAGCGAUAGUAAAAAUAACUGAAAUAUAAUACAUACUAGAUUUGACGUCAGAUAUAUAUUUAUUUUUAAAAUAAUAUUAAAACUAUAAAGUAAAUUUAUAUAUAUAAAUUAAAGAAAACACAUAUUUUGAAGGAGGUUAUUUAUUUGAGUAUUUCAUAUUGUUAUUUUAUUGUAUCUAACUCGAAAAUAUAUUAGUAAGUAAUAAAAAUUAAUAAUAAAGUAAAAUAUACUAAACAAAUCACUAUAUAUUAAUAACGCCGAAUAAUAAAUAUAAAUAAUAAUAUUGUAGAAUUACACAAUAUAUAAUACUAAAAUAAAAAUUAUAUAUUUUAAAAAUUAUAAUAAUAU
Molecule: messenger RNA, 8355 nt
Organism: Brassica rapa (field mustard)
Lineage: Eukaryota; Viridiplantae; Streptophyta; Magnoliopsida; Brassicales; Brassicaceae
Product: NAC domain-containing protein 76-like
Biological process (GO): regulation of DNA-templated transcription
Molecular function (GO): DNA binding
Source: RefSeq, a predicted model, not a curated record